Caenorhabditis angaria is the source of this 2208-nucleotide messenger RNA. Lineage: Eukaryota; Metazoa; Nematoda; Chromadorea; Rhabditida; Rhabditidae. The record is from the annotation of a GenBank genome assembly.
AUGGCGCUACACAAUUUUAAAAAUGAAAGCGAACAUGAAUUUCACUACGGAAACGUUGAGAAGAUAUUUUUCUUUGAUUGGAACGAAAUCGAAAGUCCGGUGAGUUUAGUUUUGAGCAUUUAUUUGAGAGUGAAAGUUUAUAAUGUUUUUGAAGACCCCUUCAGAAUUGUUGAAUUUAUAUUUCGUGAAUUUCAAGCUUUGCCACCCUAUUUUUAUUUCUAAAUUCCAAUCAAAACCUCUUUUCUUGCAGUUCGAUAUUCUUCCAAUGGAAAUGAAAACAAUGAUUUUCCUAUAUUUGGAUCCGGAUGACAUAACUCAAUUUGGAAAAUGCUCAAAAAGUUGUCAAAAAUUAUUCAAAUUAUUCCGACCAAAAAUCAAAAGUGUAUAUUUUCGAGGAAAUACAAUUAGACCAUUGAAAAAUUAUCAAAAUUAUUUGAUACAAGUCCAAUUUCAUGGAUAUCCGUGGAACAUAUAUGAAGUUGUAGUUGAAACAUUGAACUCAAUCAAUUCGAAAAAAACUCGCUUGAAAAAAUUAUCGAGAAGAAAUACUCAAGAUUACCACUAUUAUACUCAAGAAUCCACUGUUAUACUCACGAAGUUAGUUUUUUUUGUUUGGCUGAAUUUUAGAAAAUUUAGUCACCACGAAAUUUUGAUCCAAUAAUGAUCGUGUUUUUCAUUUUAUUGAAAUUUUGCCUUAAAAGUUAUGACGUGACAAAAUAUAAGCAGAUUUUUAAAAGUCCAAACUCACAGCGAAAAAAUAAUAAUUUUUUGUUUCCGUGUGAUACGGUGCCUUCGGAAAUCUUCGAAAAAAACAAGAAACAAUUUCCGCAAUGAAUUUUUUUGAGACCUUCGGAUUUCGAAUCUUUGUAUUUAGAUACCACCGUUCAAACCCGAAAUUUCGUCCAAUGAAUGCUCUUGAAAUGUUCAAAAAUAUUAUUGAAUUCAACAAAUCAUCGAUUGAUGAAAUUUCAAUUGAAGCAACUAUUAUUGUAAGUUUUUUUCAAAAAAUGUCUGGGAAAGCAAAUUUUUAUUUAUGGGGUGAGUCAAUCGAAUUAAUCGACGUGUUUUUUGCGAUUAAUUGACAAAAAAAGUGAGUCUUUUAGGGCGAUUAAUUUCACGUUUUUGUCAAUUCCUCGCUUUCAUUUCUUGGUAAAAAAUGCGAUUAAUUGCAUAAAAAAUAGAAUUUAUUUGACCUAUAUUUUAAAACGUGACCUAUAUGAGUUGGUAUUAUCAAUAAAAAAUUGUCUUCUCUCAAUUUUCUUUCAUUUCGAAAUGAAUCCAAAAAAUAAGCAGUGAAUUUGGGACACGUUUCAAAAAAGAGGUCAAAUAAAUUCUAUUUCAUAUUGAAAUUCCUCAUUUUUGAAUGCAAUUAAUUGCAAAAAAAUAUGGAAUUAAUCGACAAAAACGUGAAAAAAUCGCACAAAAAUGACUCACUUUUUCUGUCAAUUAAUUGACAAAAAAUAAAAUUGACUCACCCCAUUAGCCGAGAUCGUCCUUAACUUUGAACCUAAAGAUCUUUUUAGGAAUCAAAACACAUGAGAUCGAUCGAUAUUUAUUCGGAAAACUUGAAAGUAUUGCGAAUUGAUGGCUAUUUCACAGAUCAUCCACAAUGGAAUCAAUUUCUCUCGGUUGAAUUUCUUGAGAUGAAAAAUUUCAAAAUUAGCUCGCAACAUUUUCCAAUGAUAAAAUCAAAGUAUCUUGCGUUGGACAGAACAGUUAUGGACAAACAAUUAUAUACACUAUUUUUAAGACAUUGGAGGGAUGGAUUGAUGGAAAAUUUGAGAGAAGUUUCGAUGGUUGGAGAUGAACAUACUUGGUUUGAUUAUUUGUUUGUUGAUUAUACGAUGCUAAGAUUUGUGUCAGGAGGAGAUAGGGACUCAUUGGACCCGUGAGUUGAUAAAAAUUAUAGACCUAUCAUAUUUGAGUUAACACCGUAAAGUUUUCAAACGUGUUCAUAAACGUUGAGAAUUAUUUUCAAAAUUCGUGUCAUAACUUUAAUUAACAAAAUUAAUUCCGAUUUUUUUCAAAUUCCAAAAACUUCUGAAGUACUCGAGCCACUUUUUCAAAAUAUAUUUUUGCAGCAGAAAUCAUUCAUUAAGAUGUGUUGUUGUUUGCUCGCUAUCAGUAGAUUUCAGUAUCCAAGGAGUUUUGAUUGAUGAUAUUAAUAAUUUGCCUGUUCGAUUGAAUCUGAGGCGAAAGGAUUUUUAA